ACUUUAAGACUAUAUGAAAAAGCCGAAAUGGUAAUUAAACAGAUAUUGUUAUACGAAGUUACCUCAACAGAAAAUGUUACAAGUGGGCUUCUGGCGGGGAUCGCGUCAGGGUGAGAGAAAGCAACGUGUGUCAUCCCAGUGGCCUCUGUGUCAUUAUAAGCAAGGAAAGCUCAAGAAGGCGCUGGCUGUCCCUCAGCAUUCAGCUGGACCAUUGGAGGUCCCCAGGCUCUGAGUUUCAUCUCUGCCGCUUGCGGGGUCCCCAGGAGGAGCAUCUGUCUGUAGGAAGGUAGUAUAAGCACACCCGUCUUCUAGAUGAGCAAACAGACCCAGAAAGGUAAUUGGCCCAAGGUCGUGCAGCUAGCAAUAAGAUUGGAACCCUGGCUGUUUGGCAACCAGAUCUGUGCUCCUGAUCAGGACGAUGACUUUCCUAACUCUUUGACUGGGUUAUCAAUGCCAAGUUCCGUUUUUCAACCUGAGAAAACAUCAGUUAAGGAUAGACAGCAUCACCCUCAGCAUCACUGCCGCCACCGCCGUCACCACCACGCGGGGUACUAGUGUGCACGGGGGCUGCCAUGACAUGGCAUCACCACAGACCGAGCGGCUUGAAUGACAGAAAUGCACUGCCUCACAGUCCCGGAAGCCGGAAGUCCAAAAUCAAGGAAGAAGAUGUUAAAAACCUUCAGCAACUAUCACGGUGAUGGAUCUCUGUCAGGAAAAUGAGGCUGAGUUAGAAAAUAGUGAAAACGAUGAGACGGAAUUAACCUAUACUUGCCCAGAUGAAAGAAGCGAGAAGAAUCACGUUUGUUGUCUUCUCAACAUCAGCGACAUUACGCUUGAACAAGAUGAAAAAGCCCGUGACUUUGUCAUCGGAACUGGAUGGGAAGAAGCCGUACAAGGCUGGGGAAGGACAUCUCCAACCGCCUGCAUCUGGUCCAGGAAGAAGCUUAAAAAGGCGAGGGUGAGAGAAAGUGCCAGCAGCUGCUUACUCUGUGUCAGUCUCUCCCAAGGGAGUUCUGAGGCCGGGCCUCAGUCGGAGGUGGGGAAGCUGGGGUCCGUGGGUCCGGAGAAGGCUCGAGGCAGCCCCUCCCAGACUCAGGGGACCCGCCAAGGCCCCACCACCGCCUCCAGGGAGAUUAGCAAGGUCUGCUUUCCCACUUCCAGUCAGGGAGAGAAAAAAAGUCUGCAAAUAAAGGAGUUUAUUUGGUGCAAGGAAGACUGGGCCACCCCUGAGGCUAUUAGGGGCAAGGGCCCGGGCCAAGGUCCCUCCAUCUCAUACUCCUUGACUUCCAGGGCCCUUUUAGUCCUACCUCCCCUGAAGGCUUCACCCCCAUACGGCUUGGAUGUUCUGGGUAAGAAGAGUAAGAACUUUUUCUUGCAGCCAGAAGAGAAGGUGCUGAGUGUGGAAAAGGAUGAGUGUGUGGCUUGUGCGUGUGGACUGAAAAGGGUUGACGGGAAAGGUGAAAAGAGACCUGUUGAGCUGGCCAAGCACCCUAAGGUCAAUGACACAUUGCCUUUCCCUCCCUGGGCGGCCCCCGCACCCCUGCUGGCGGAUCACGAGAGGGGCUGCCUGCACUGGUCCCUCCUGCCUGAGAAACACCUGGUGUGCCCUCCCAAUCCCGGCAACGUGUGCUGUCUGGCCACCGUGCAGCUUUUGCAGAAACAGGGGGCGCAAAACUACAAAGCCAAAUUCAAAGCCAGGGAGCCAAGACCUGCCGUGAACACCCAAAAGCUCGUUCUCACAGAGGCCAAGCAGGAAAACAGGUCCAAAACGUUGGAGACCAAAGUGUUCCCGAAAACUCUCUUGCCCUCCCUCACAGUGAGCAGAGUUGUUAUUCCUGUCUCCACUCACAGACUCCUCUGAGUUGCCACAAUAGAAUUCCCUGGGAAUGA
Panthera uncia (snow leopard) is the source of this 1890-nucleotide messenger RNA. It is a transcript of the gene CE2H16orf46, whose product is annotated as chromosome E2 C16orf46 homolog. The coding region runs from base 698 to 1861 and encodes 387 amino acids. The transcript is spliced from 3 exons. The record is from RefSeq and is a predicted model, not a curated record. Lineage: Eukaryota; Metazoa; Chordata; Mammalia; Carnivora; Felidae.